AUGGCGAACCAACCCGAGUCCUCCGAUGCUAAGGGAACAAAGAGGGAUUUCAGUACCGCGAUCUUGGAGCGCAAGAAGGCGCCCAACCGACUCGUCGUUGACGAAGCCGUAAACGAUGACAACUCCGUCGUCGCGCUUCACCCCGACACCAUGGAUAAGCUUCAGCUCUUCCGCGGAGACACGAUUCUUCUCAAGGGGAAGAAGAGGAAGGAUACUGUUUGUAUUGCGCUUGCUGACGAGACCUGUGAGGAGCCCAAGAUACGAAUGAACAAGGUCGUCAGGAACAACCUUAGGGUUAGACUUGGUGAUGUUGUUUCCGUUCACCCAUGCCCUGAUGUUAAGUACGGAAAGAGGGUGCACAUUCUUCCCGUGGAUGACACCAUUGAGGGGGUUACUGGGAAUCUCUUUGAUGCUUACUUGAAACCUUAUUUUCUUGAGGCAUAUAGACCUGUGAGGAAAGGGGAUUUGUUCCUUGUGAGAGGGGGAAUGAGAAGUGUAGAGUUCAAGGUUAUUGAAACUGAUCCUGCAGAGUACUGUGUUGUUGCUCCUGACACUGAGAUCUUUUGUGAGGGGGAGCCUGUUAAAAGGGAAGAUGAGAAUCGGUUAGAUGAGGUUGGAUAUGACGAUGUUGGUGGUGUUAGAAAGCAGAUGGCACAGAUCCGGGAACUGGUGGAGUUGCCAUUGAGGCAUCCACAGCUGUUCAAAUCUAUUGGUGUUAAGCCACCUAAAGGAAUUCUGUUGUAUGGACCCCCUGGGUCUGGUAAGACUUUAAUUGCUCGUGCUGUUGCAAAUGAAACUGGAGCCUUCUUUUUCUGCAUUAAUGGCCCUGAGAUCAUGUCAAAACUGGCUGGUGAGAGUGAAAGCAAUCUGAGGAAGGCAUUUGAGGAAGCUGAGAAGAAUGCACCCUCCAUUAUCUUCAUUGAUGAGAUAGAUUCCAUAGCUCCAAAGAGGGAGAAGACUCAUGGGGAAGUUGAGAGGAGAAUUGUUUCCCAGCUCUUGACUCUGAUGGAUGGUCUUAAAUCUCGUGCUCAUGUAAUUGUUAUUGGUGCUACAAAUCGUCCCAACAGCAUUGAUCCGGCCCUUAGGAGGUUUGGAAGGUUUGAUCGCGAGAUAGAUAUUGGUGUUCCAGAUGAGGUUGGACGCCUUGAGGUUCUUCGUAUACAUACAAAAAAUAUGAAGCUUUCUGAAGAUGUUGAUUUAGAAAGAAUUGCCAAGGACACCCAUGGAUAUGUUGGUGCUGAUCUGGCUGCUUUGUGCACUGAAGCUGCACUCCAAUGUAUCAGAGAAAAAAUGGACGUCAUUGACUUGGAGGAUGAGUCCAUUGAUGCUGAAAUACUGAACUCAAUGGCUGUGUCAAAUGAGCAUUUUCAGACUGCUCUUGGAACAAGCAAUCCUUCUGCUCUCCGAGAGACGGUUGUUGAAGUGCCCAAUGUCAGCUGGGAAGAUAUUGGUGGUCUUGAAAAUGUGAAGAGAGAACUUCAAGAGACUGUUCAAUAUCCGGUGGAACACCCUGAAAAAUUUGAGAAGUUUGGAAUGUCUCCUUCAAAGGGGGUUCUUUUCUAUGGUCCUCCGGGUUGCGGUAAAACCCUUUUGGCAAAAGCUAUUGCUAAUGAAUGUCAGGCAAACUUCAUCAGUGUUAAAGGUCCUGAACUACUUACCAUGUGGUUUGGAGAAAGUGAGGCAAAUGUGAGGGAAAUUUUUGACAAAGCUCGUGGUUCUGCUCCCUGUGUCCUAUUCUUUGAUGAACUUGACUCUAUUGCAACUCAGAGAGGAAGCAGUGUAGGAGAUGCUGGGGAUGCUGCUGACAGGGUUUUAAAUCAAUUGCUUACGGAGAUGGAUGGUAUGUCAGCAAAGAAAACUGUGUUCAUCAUCGGGGCCACUAAUCGACCAGACAUUAUAGAUCCUGCACUUUUGCGACCAGGCCGUCUGGAUCAGUUGAUUUAUAUUCCACUCCCAGAUGAGGAUUCCCGUCAUCAGAUAUUUAAAGCUUGUUUGAGAAAAUCUCCUGUUUCUAAAGAUGUUGACCUUAGAGCUCUUGCCAAGUAUACUCAAGGCUUCAGUGGUGCAGAUAUUACGGAAAUUUGCCAGCGGGCAUGCAAGUAUGCUAUAAGAGAAAACAUUGAGAAGGACAUUGAGAAAGAGAGGAGGAAAAGAGAUAAUCCUGAGGCAAUGGAAGAGGAUAUUGAAGAGGAAGAAAUAGCUGAAAUCAAGGCAGCCCAUUUCGAAGAGUCAAUGAAGUACGCACGAAGGAGUGUAAGUGAUGCUGACAUUCGCAAGUACCAGGCAUUUGCACAGACAUUGCAGCAGUCAAGAGGGUUUGGAUCUGAGUUCAGGUUUGCAGAUACCAGCACUGGCGGUGCUGGUGCUGGUGCUGGCACUGCAUCUGAUCCUUUUGCAAGUGCUGGUGGAGCUGAUGAAGAUGAUCUUUACAGUUAG
Messenger RNA from Sphenostylis stenocarpa, 2436 nucleotides. The record is from the annotation of a GenBank genome assembly. Lineage: Eukaryota; Viridiplantae; Streptophyta; Magnoliopsida; Fabales; Fabaceae.